AAGGAAAUGGACUUCUUGGACUUUAUUGUCAGGCCAGCUGGAGCUGUGAGAGAAACAACUCAGCAGAAAGAUGAAGAACAUUAUAUUUUUCAGUUACACGAUCCCUUCAACGAGCUGUGGGAGCCAUAACAAAAGUUCCAGUGUGUAGCAUAACUCUGCUAGGGUUAAGGAUUUGCUCCGUCUUCAUCGACCGGUGUGUACCCUGAACAAUUACUUUACAGCUUACACGCUCUGACUGGCAGACCAAAGUAUCGGAACAUCGGUGAAGGAGCUGGGCUGAAAGUGAACGUAUUCAGGAUUUUGGCCUUAUAGAAAUCAAUGCCAGCUUGCAAGAUUUGAUGGAGCAAAAUGCCAAAAACACAAGUGUUACGUACUGCUUCCUCUGCGCAGAAAGCAACUUCCCAUCUAUUACAGUCGCACCCUGUUGUGGGAGCCUGCUGCAAGAGCGGAGGGUUUGGCCAGAUAUCACUAGUGGUGCUGUCAACGGCAGAAGGAGAUACGUAUGUGUUUGACGUGAAAAACAAAAGAGAUGUUCUCUUUGACGGCGGGGUCGCCUGAAUCCUUCAGUCAACAGACAUCCUCAAGGUUAUGCACGGGUGUCCUUCAUCAGUAGGUGAGCUUAGCAGACAACAUGGAGUCAAGGUUAACAACGUGUUUGACACUCAGGCUGCCUUCUCUGUAAUAUUAGAGACAGAAGGCCUACCCCCACGCAAAGCCGUGUUGAACAGCCUCUGUGAAAAGACGGCUAUAGCACAGUUCACCCCAUCAGCGGCGUUUCAGAGAAUGGCUCGAAAAGAUGAACGAGGAACAGAGGAGGAGCGGUCUCUCACCAAAUCAAGUGCGUGACACCAGAAGACGCCGGCUGGAAAUGGAGCGCAAAGAGACAGCUAAAACAAAACCCUUGAUGGAGCUCACGAGAAGACAACGACUGCUGUUGAUGGACACUGUACCUCUAACCAGAGAUCUUUUCGUAACUACUUACUGAUGUCUUGAGGAAUUUUAUCGAUGAGCCCGAUGAUAGUUAGAGUUAGAUUUAGUAGGUGUUUUACGGCGCUCGCAACUGUAUAAGGUCAUAUGAGCACUAGAAGAUUAGAGGUGUUACAAGAGAGUAACAAAAACAAAAAAGAAGAAGGGGAGAUAAGGAUGAUAGUAUUGAUAGAUGUUUCAAAGGAAAGAAGAAGCAAACCACAUCAGAGCUCCGCCAACCACCCACUAGAAUUAGAUAAUAAAUAGGUUAGUUCAAGGAACAAGACUAGAUGCGACACAACGGAAACCAACGAGAACGGAGUCAAUGUAUUAUGUAUUGGUUUUUGUUUUAGUAGAGGUUUUACGGCGCUAGCAACUGCAUACAUGUAUUGUUUACAAUGAUCUGUUCAUUAACUCUGUAAGACAGGAAACAUCGAAGA
Aplysia californica (California sea hare) is the source of this 1406-nucleotide messenger RNA. RefSeq lists its product as uncharacterized. The record is from RefSeq and is a predicted model, not a curated record. Lineage: Eukaryota; Metazoa; Mollusca; Gastropoda; Aplysiida; Aplysiidae. Gene Ontology annotation, molecular function: nucleic acid binding.